Molecule: messenger RNA, 3989 nt
Organism: Larimichthys crocea (large yellow croaker)
Lineage: Eukaryota; Metazoa; Chordata; Actinopteri; Sciaenidae
Gene: tbc1d23
Product: TBC1 domain family, member 23
Exons: 19
Coding region: 71-2155 (694 amino acids)
Biological process (GO): embryonic brain development; retrograde transport, endosome to Golgi
Cellular component (GO): trans-Golgi network
Source: RefSeq, a predicted model, not a curated record
AGGUGACAGCGGCGCGCGACGCUCGGGCCGUGUUGACGGCCUCUGACGUGUCUCCGUCAACAUUGUAACAAUGGCGGACGCCGUGGACGAAGCUCUUCAGGGCAGCUGGGACCAGGAUCUCGCUGAGGCUCUGGACUCUGGUGGCUCUGACAUGGAGAUGGAGAGAGGCGUCAUCCAGGUCCAGGAGAAUUCAGCUCAACACAGAGCCAAGAUGUGGAAGAUCGCUCUCAAUGUUUCUGGAAAAGGAGACAGCCUGUCUCCGUGGGACGGCGUGCUCGAUUUACCAGAACAAACCCUCAUUCACAACCGCAGUGAACAGCUGAUCGACCAGCUGGGAGUGUCCGAGGAGGAGAGGGACGACAUGGUGUCUGACAUUGAGUCGGUCAUCACUUUCUACUGCAAGUCCCGCAACAUCUCGUUCACCCCGGAGCUGAGCUGGCCGCAUCUCCUCAAACCACUCCUGGGGCUUCAGCUUCCCCGCAGCGACCUCUACAACUGCUUCUAUGCUAUCAUGAAUAAAUACAUCCCCAGGGACUGUGUGCCGAGCGGCCGACCCUUCCACCUGUACAGACUACUGCUGCAGUACCACGAGCCGGAGCUCUGCUCCUUCCUGGACACCAAAAAGAUCACACCCGACUCCUACGCCAUUAACUGGAUGGGCAGUCUGUUUUCCAGCCACUGCCUUCCUGAAGUCACCAAGGUCUUGUGGGACUUUUACCUCCAGCAGGCUGACCCCUUCCUCAUCUUCUUCCUCAUGCUCAUCAUCCUCGUCAAUGCCAAAGAGAGCAUCCUUACACAAGAAGGAGACAGCAAAGAGGACAUCAUCAAAAUGCUGGAAGUGUCACCGUCUCUCCUGGAGGCUGAAGACAUUGAAGAUUUGUUUUCUCUGGCUCAGUAUUACCAGAGCAAGACGCCUUUGUCGCUGAGAAAGAUGAACCAGAAUCUGUUCGGUAGCAGCCUCGUGGCUCUGAAAGAGGAGGACACUGACCUGAGUCAGGCGCUGUGCCUCCCCGUGUCUGUCCCCGAGAUCCUGCAGGCCAACCAGCUGCAGCAGGAUGGGGUCCGAUUCUUUGUGGUGGAUUGUCGGCCUGCAGAGCAAUACAACUCCGGGCACCUGUCCACGGCCUUCCACCUGGACUCUGACCUGAUGCUCCAGAACCCCUCUGAGUUCGCUCUCUCUGUCAAGUCCCUCCUGGAGGCUCAGAAGCAAUCUUUGGAGUCCGGCUCCAUCGCCAGCGGAGAGCACCUGUGUUUCAUGGGCAGUGGGAGGGAGGAGGAGGACAUGUACAUGAACAUGGUGCUGGCACAUUUCCUGCAGAAAAACAAAGAAUAUGUCAGCAUCGCUAAAGGAGGUUUCAUGGCCCUCCAAAAGCAUCUGGUAGACAUGAAUGUGGAGGGCCUCGACUCGUCGUACGUCCACUGGAUCGUCAGCACGUCAGGAUCUCACAGCAGCCUCAGCUCUGCUGACGGGGAUUCAGUCCCCGGAGACAGCAAAGGCGUCAAGUCUUUGGUCAACAAAAUGACGUUUGCUCUCAAGUCGAAGUCUGUAAAUGUGAAGGAGAAGAUGAUCAGCUUCAUCGAGAAUACCUCCACCCCUGUAGAAAGAAUAUCUUUCAAUCUGCCCUGGCCAGAGAAGGUGACUCCGGAUCGGCACGUGAGCAGCAGCGACCGCGUCGGCAAACCUUACCGCGGGGUGAAGCCUGUUUUCAGUAUUGGUGACGAAGAGGAGUACGAUACAGAUGAGAUCGACAGCUCAUCCAUGUCAGAUGACGACAGGAAGGAGAUUGUCAACAUUCAGACGUGGAUACACAAACCGGAUGUAAAGCAUCACAUUCCAUGUAACGAGGUGAAGGAAACCGGUCACAUGUUCCCCAGCCACUUGUUGAUCACAGCGACUCACAUGUACUGUCUGCGGGAGAUCGCCUCGAGGAAAGGUUUCGCCUACAUCCAGUCGAGACAAGCUCUGAACUCCGUGGUGAAGAUCACAUCCAAAAAGAAGCACCCAGAACUGAUCACGUUCAAGUUCGGCACCAACAACUCAGCUGGAGUGGAGAUAUCAGCGGUUGAGAGAUAUUUGAUACCCAACGCAGGCGACGCCACCAAGGUCAUUAAGCAGCAGAUCAUGAAAGUCCUCGAUGCUCUGGAGAGCUCGUAAAAAGGGAGACGACGGGCUCAUGACGGCCAGCCGUGACACAAAGCGUAAGAAGAGUCUCUGUCUGCCAAGAGUGAAACCUUCUCCCGCUCUCCCUCCUUGGACAGAUCCAGUGCAGUGUUGACUGUGAAGCCCUGUGUUGUCUGUGUUUGGGACAUGGGGAUGGGGGGGGGGGCACACACUGCUGACUGCAGGCCUGUAGGACAGGCUGUGUGUGAUGAAAUACUUAGGUGCUCCGCAGUCAUCCAACCAUUCUCUUACACUAAUUUAAACAAUAUUGGUUAUACUGUAUGUUUUUCUUUAUUAUUACAGUGCAAUUUCCACUUUUGGCAACUUCCCUCUGGCCUUAACGUAGCGCACUCACUGACCUGUUCCUCUUUGACUCAUUUGUUUUGCAGUGCACAGUACUGAAGCUCGGUCAUGUCUCUUUAAUUUUCAGACGCGUUGGCAGUGGAUUUAAUCAUAGUUCUGGUCAGGAAGCGAGCAUGAGGCAGCCAGCUCAAACUUUAAAACGCACAUCCCAAAAAAAACAAAACAAAAAAAAAAACUGAAGAAAAGAAAGCAGUGCUGGCACAUGAGGCAGGUUUCCUACCGCAACUGUUUUUGAUAACUUUUUCUUUUCCAGCAGGCAGCCUUAAAUAAUAAAACUUAUUUGAGGAAGUUUAUAAAUAUUUGAUGUAUAUAUUGUGUAAGCUGCACAGACCUUUGCAAUGUCCUUUUGAAAAAGCAUAUCCUGAUAGUUAGAAUAUGCAGUGAAACUUUGAAUGGCUCCCCUCUUUCUUUCGAGUUUACGAGAGAUAAUUUAUUCUCUGCUUUUACAUAUAAUAAUUAAUUAACCUCAUCUCAUUAGCAGUGUGAUGUAGCUCUCUGAAAGCACUGUUCACAGCCCCUCUGGACUACGUUAGUAUUACAACAAACAGGAGGUAUGGUGAUUGUAGUUAUUAAGAGCCUGAGCACCUCUGUAUUUUUUCCAUCCUCUUCAGUAUGUGAAUUAUUUCAAUUAACCUCAUAAUAAAACAAAUCGCUGAUUGCGUUGGCAUCUGGAAGGCAUGCUGACUCCGACAUAUUUGGAAAGAAACGAUCGCCGUGACGAGGACUGCGCUUUGCACUUUUAGGCGCAGCUCUGAGAGGAAUGAAAAGAUAAUUUGUAAAAAGAAAAUAAUAAAAAAAAGUCAUCAUAUAUCUAUCUAUGUUUUCAGAUCUUCUCCAUCGUAUUAGUGGAAACUAGGCAGUUUCAGUUUGCUUGCCACUGUUGCCUUCGGCCUCAUGCCUGUGAUGUGUGAUUAUUGGCACCAGCAGUGGCAACAUAUCACAGUAUAUUGCUGCUUCUCCUCUAAUCUUAAACUCUGUUUCAAACCUUUGUUUGUCGCUUACUUAUUCAUUUUUGCAUUGAAGUCUAGUCGUGUAGGCAGCCUCGGGUUUAAAGUGUGAGAGUCUCUGAAGUGAUGCAACACCUCCCUGACAGCUCCUGAGAGGGUUCAUCUCCCUUUUUGUCUCCUAAAAUUAAAAACAUGCGGCACAUCUAAAAAUACGGGCAACGGAAACCAAAAACUUGAAUUAAAGACUUAUAGACGAAUCCGAUGUUUCUUCACUCCGCUCUUUGAAAGCAUUCCUGUGUAAUCCACUCAUUGUGUUAUUGUAAUUUUGUGAUCUUCUUCAGUAUUGACUGGAACAUCCUUGAUCGGGGGAGUCUUAACAUUACUCUGCAACAUCACUGGCAAAGGAUGUCACCACUAGUUGAAAUGCAACAUGUCUGAAAGUGUAAUUUGCACCUUACUGUACUGCUAUUAUUUUCUAAGCAUUUCUGUUUUUAAUAAAUGGAGAUUAUUCAACUGCA